This is a messenger RNA of Drosophila serrata, 1127 nucleotides long. RefSeq names its product Entomoglyceroporin 2 (gene Eglp2). Lineage: Eukaryota; Metazoa; Arthropoda; Insecta; Diptera; Drosophilidae. Gene Ontology annotation, biological process: transmembrane transport. Gene Ontology annotation, cellular component: plasma membrane. The record is from RefSeq and is a predicted model, not a curated record. Gene Ontology annotation, molecular function: channel activity.
CCACGUUCACGUUCGGGUUAACCGCAGCGAUCACUUUUACACAGCCAUAAUGGCCACGACCACGAGCCGCUCAUCCUGCUGGCUGCUUCAGCGCCGUCAGCUGGACAACAUCUCCACAGUGAUGGCCGAAAUGAUAGCCACCGCCAUGUUGAUGUUCCUUGGCUGCAUGGGCUGUGUCCAGAAUUCGGUGUUCACCAACUCGAGCUUCCAGAAUGCCCUCAACUUUGGCUUUGUGGUGUUGAUCUGCAUCCAGUGCUUUGGCUGUGUAUGUGGCGCUCACCUGAAUCCAGCAGUCACCUUGGCCACCUAUGUCUAUGAUAUGAUCUCAUUGCCCUUGGCCCUGGCCUAUUUUGUGGCCCAAAUGGUGGGUGCCUUCAUUGGUUAUGGCCUGCUCAAGGCUGUGCUUCCCGAGAAUGCCAUCUAUAGCACGGAUACACCCGAUGGAGUGUGUCUCACAUCUGUGGAUAGCACAUUGACGAGCUGGCAGGGCUUGGCCAUCGAGUUCCUGAUCACCUGCGUCCUCAUCUCCAUUUGCUGCGGUGUCUGGGAUCCCAGGAAUGCCACGAAACAGGACUCGGUGCCAGUGCGGUUUGGAUUGGCCAUUUCCUGUUUAUCACUCACGGCGGGCCAACUAACCGGUGCCAGCAUGAAUCCCGCCCGAUCCUUUGCCCCGGCCAUUUGGAAUGGAGCCUGGGAGAAUCACUGGAUCUACUGGGUGGGACCCAUGACCGGAUCCCUGGUUACCUCUGUGAUAUACAAGUAUGCCUUCCGGCGAGAGGUGAACGAGGACUCGGAACUGGAAGAAACCACAAUGUCGACGAAACGUACCUCCGAGACAGAGUUCGCAUAGAUAGGAUUUAGGGGAUAUAAUCCCUAUUUUAUCGUUUAAGUUGAAUGCGGUUUUAGUUUUUAAGUUUGUACAAAAAUAAAUACCUUAAAUGAAAUCUUAUGGCGGCAGUGCCAUCGUUGUACGCUGUCAUAAUCAUAAUGUAAAUGAUACUUUAUAAAUGCUUAUCUGAGAGAGAUUACUUCCAUGCCACCGCAAUUUAGCUUAUCGUUAAUAUUUAAUUGCACAUUCACUUGAUCAAAUAAACCACACACACGGUAGCCACAAAAUGCCGACCUUA